CCUACAACCACGAAAACAACAACACAAAGGGGCCCGAAACGAACUUAAGGCUCAGCAUAACCAAUACUACACCCCAAUCGACACUCUUCAACCACCUCCAAUCCCUCAACCGACGAAAGAAACCAUGUCCACCGAACCCAACCCAUCAGCCCAAAGACCAGGCGCCUCCCCCUCACCACCUCCUCCCGCCCCGGUCCCCCUAACACCAGGCCCGCGCGCCUCCAAACUACAAGAGAUUUUCGACAAGGCGCUCGCGCGCACGCUGCGCGCAAACUCGUAUGCGAAUUUCAGCGGGUGUUUUCCGACGCCGGCGAAACAUGUCCCGGCUAGCUUGGAGAGCGUGUGGAGACAGUUGAAUGCGAAGUUGGAGGAGAGCGCGAAGGCCGAGUUCGAGGAUAUUCUGGCCGAGAGGGAUGCUGUUAGGCAGUUAAAUGAGUUGGAUCGGUUGGUUGGGGAGGCGAAGGUUAGGAAGGAUAGAGGAGUCGGUGGGGAUAGUGUUGCGCCGCAUACGUUAAGUCCGGAGGAAUUGUACAAAGCGCAUCUGUUGCCGCAUCUGAUGGAGACGCAGGCGGAUUUGGAUGCGAAGAUUAAUUCGGUGCAGAAUCAGAAUGCGGAGUUGGCUGAGAAGGUCCAGGCGCAGAGGUCUGAGAUUGAAAGUUUGUUGUCGGGGUUGGAGGCUGUGGUUGCUGAUUUGGAGGGUGCUGCGGCCGCGACGACGCAGUUUACGAGUGAGCAUCAGCUUCGACAGGAAGCUGCGCAGAUGGAUGGAGAGGUUAAGGCUAGAUCUGAGAUCUGAUCUGGUGGCUUGGGAUUUUUACGAUGGCGGGGACAGCCCC
Aspergillus welwitschiae is the source of this 836-nucleotide messenger RNA. RefSeq names its product PMF1/NNF1 family protein. The transcript is spliced from 2 exons. Gene Ontology annotation, cellular component: MIS12/MIND type complex. The record is from RefSeq and is a predicted model, not a curated record. Gene Ontology annotation, biological process: chromosome segregation. The coding region runs from base 125 to 796 and encodes 223 amino acids. NCBI's taxonomy places the organism in Eukaryota, Fungi, Ascomycota, Eurotiomycetes, Eurotiales, Aspergillaceae.